CACAGGCUUGUGGUGGGCUGUUAGUCUGCGUGAAGCUGGCAUGGCCUCCCUUCCCCUGCAUCUGUUCCCCAUUAGCAGAGCCGAGAGUAUAAAGCAGGGAGCUGACAGGGGCUGGGAACACUCGAGUUGCUGACUGGAUCAUGGGGUUUACUAUCUGGCUGUGCGUGCUCUGCCUGCAGGCGAGCCUGCUGUCACAUGCCCUCGACUGCUCAGGAGCAACCCAAGGAGAGCUGUGUGUCAGUGGACAGACCGCAGACGAACAGAAUGAUGAUCAGAGGCAGCAGAGGGCGCUACCCUUAAAAGAAGGACUGGUUCUCUUCAGACGUAAGAGACAGUUGGAGCGGAGGGGUCCCACCCACGUGAGUCACUCCAGCCAGCCCGGGGCUGUCUCUGUCAAAGGCUUCCCUAACACUCUCAUCCAGGCUGAUAGGUCCAGGCGACACUUGCCUCAAGCUGCAACUAAGAAAAAGAACAAACGUAAAUCCCGCGUCGGCUCCUUCUCCCUCCUUAGCAACGACAAGACAUCCACCCCCCUACAGGUGACCAGAGCAAAGAGACAGGUGAAAAACGAGAUGCCCAAACGGGGGAAGUCAGGCCGUUCUGGGGCCUUCUCUGUUCUGGGAGACCCGCAGAUUGACGAACAGUCUGACAGAUCCAAAAGAAGCAUACGGAAGACAAAUGCUGCAAAAUGAAAUGUUUUCUUAAUUUUGGUCAAUCCCAACAAGGGGUAUGGACAACAAAAAUGUGUCCAGAUGAUACCCAAAAACAAACCGAGGAUUGGUGGGAAAAUAUGACAUUUUUAAUAAGAACUUUGUAAUUGUCAUGUGUGUAUGUCCACUGUUACUGUUUCAAUUGUAAGCUUGUGCUAGCCUAGCUUACAUUUAUCAGCCAGUCUGCACUUAUGGAUACUUUUUAUAUACUAUUUUAAGUUUUUAAUAUAUAAUUGCAUGUCAUGAAAACACAUCACAAAAGUUCCCAUAUUAAUAUUAUAGUUCAUCAUUUUGUUGUAUUUUAUCACAGAUUCCUGAAGAUUGGAGGUAUAUUUUUGCAGAAAUGUUUCUUGUGUUGUUGUAACAGAUUUCAAUAAAGGUUUAGUAGACA
Molecule: messenger RNA, 1101 nt
Organism: Scomber scombrus (Atlantic mackerel)
Lineage: Eukaryota; Metazoa; Chordata; Actinopteri; Scombriformes; Scombridae
Exons: 6
Coding region: 141-692 (183 amino acids)
Source: RefSeq, a predicted model, not a curated record